This is a messenger RNA of Rhincodon typus (whale shark), 2274 nucleotides long. RefSeq names its product chromosome 31 C1orf50 homolog (gene c31h1orf50). The record is from RefSeq and is a predicted model, not a curated record. Lineage: Eukaryota; Metazoa; Chordata; Chondrichthyes; Orectolobiformes; Rhincodontidae. Bases 107 to 721 code for a protein of 204 amino acids. The transcript has 5 exons.
GCAGCUCUGUCGGAGGAAGGACCCUGGAGUGAAGUAGCAGUUUGUAGUCAGAGAGGCGCAGGAGGCAACGAUAGAGAGUCAGUACCAACAGGAACAUAGGGGCAGCAUGAAUCAGGUAAAAGCUGACGACCACGUUGGAAACAGCUCAACUGUGGCGCUGGUGGAGAGCAGUGCCAACCCUGCAGGUCUUCAGCUGGUCAGCACCUACCAAACCAAUCGCAUCGGAGAUCCUCUCGAUAUUGUAGCCCUGGCACAGCAAAUCCAGAAGGCAGAUGAGUUUAUACAUGCCAACGCUUGUAACAGACUGACUGUGAUCGCGGAGCAAAUCCAGUAUCUCCAAGAGAAAGCCCGAAAGGUCCUGGAAGAGGCCAAGAGGGAUGCGGAUCUCCAUCAUGUCGCCUGCAACAUUGUGAAGAAGCCUGGCACGGUGUACUUCAUGUACAGGCGGGAUUCUGGUCAGAAAUACUUCUCCAUCCUUUCACCAAAGGAGUGGGGGCCGAACCACCCUCACGAGUUCCUUGGUGCCUACAAGCUGCAGCAUGACAUGUCAUGGACACCAUACGAGGAGAUUGAGAAAAGAGAUUCCGAAGUUGGUCUCAUUAACAAGCUCCUGACCCAGCAGCAGACACUGCCACACAGCACAGAACCCAACUUCCAUGGACUCGAACCGAUGAUUCUCCCUGCCGACAAAAAUAGCCUCAAAGAUUCGAACGUGUCCUGAAAAGGAGGUUUUGAUUCCAGAAAACACUGAGCUCCCUGAUGGUCACACUGGAUAAUUUUAAAACUUUGUUUCACGCCUAUUCCUUUGAAAUUCAUGGUUCCGUCUCUUUCAGCAACACAGCCUAGAAAUGACUGUGUGGGCUAACAGUAGAAAAACACUGCUAUGUUCAUUUGACUUCCCUUUUGUUUGUUUAGAGGGUAGACAGUAUUCUAUUUAUAUGAAAUGGGCCAGCAUCGUAUAAAAUAACACACUGGGGAAUAGCAUAAGAACAUGAUAAGCAUCUGCCCAUUAAUAUCUGUAACAGCAAACCAGGUUAAGAAGGGAAAACUUCAUUCUUAAAUGAUGCCAACCAACACAAAUAGUUACAAUCAUCUGAGAAUCUCAAAUCCAUGGAGGAAAUUCAGCAAAUUGAACUGUUAUUACUGUACUUACUUACACUUUGAAUAUGAAUAACUAAUGACCUGGUUAUAAAUUGCUCAUCCCAAAGGUAUCACCAUUGUAAAUAAGAAUAUUAAAAAGAAGCAGCAGGAAACUAUACAGUCCCUUAAGUCUGCUCCAACAGUUCAUCAUGGCAGAUUUUCAGUCUCAACUCUAAUUUUCUGCCCGUCACCAUAUCUAUCACUUCUCUCAAAAGCCAAAAAUCUGUCCUGCAGUCUUAAAUAUAUUCAAUGAUGGUACAUCUGCAACCUUCUGGGGUGGAGACUUCCAAGGACUUUCAACUCCUUGAGUGAAGAGGUUUUUCCUCAUCUCAGUUGUAAAUGAUUGGACUCUGAUCCUAUGAGCUCCAUUCUCUAAAUUUGUCAGUCAGGGGAAACAACCUCAGUGUUUACCCCUGUCAUUUAUAGCACCAAUCUACAACAGGAAUUGACUGCUAUAAUCCUAUGAACAUUAAUGCUCCAUUAUACCUUCAAUACAUCCCUGCAUAUGGGUCACAGGAAGAGUAGGCCAUUCAGCCAAUGAACCUGUGCUGUCCCUCUAUUAGAUCAUGAAUGAUUUGUAGUUUAACUCUGUCUAUCUGUCUUGGUUCCAUAAUGCUUAAUGGCUUAACAAAACAAAACAUUCUAAACUUGAUAGGGACAUAAGAUUUCUAGAUUGCCUUAAAUUUUGUGAAGAGGCUUGACACUUCUCAAGUUGCUCACAAAAUAAGUGAAGAAUCUGUAACCAUGCAUAUUUCAGACAAAUGGUCUCCCAAUCUCUACCAGGUUUCACAGAAUCAUAGAUCCCCUAAAGUGCAGAAGGAGGCCAUUUGGCCCAUUGAGUCCAUACUGACCUUCCAAAAGCCAUCCAGACUCCCAUCAUAUCCCAUAACCCUGCCUUUCCUUUGGCUACACAUCCCUGAACAUUACAGACAAUUUCAGCACGGCCGAUCCACCUAACCUGCACAUCUUUGGGCUGUGGGAGAAACCGGAGCACCCAAAGGAAACCCAUGCAGGGCCAGAAACUGUAAUUCUAAUGCUGUGUAGUGUGUGAAGUGACUGGUGCGUUUCACACACGCCAUCGGUUUACUGAAAUCCCCUCGACAACGGAAAUAAAGUCUGAGUUUUGAAAACUGA